This is a messenger RNA of Symbiodinium sp. CCMP2456, 303 nucleotides long. The record is from the annotation of a GenBank genome assembly. NCBI's taxonomy places the organism in Eukaryota, Dinophyceae, Suessiales, Symbiodiniaceae.
AUGAUCCAGCAAUCUCGGAUUCUGCGUGUUGCCGCGCUGCUCAUAUGCGUGACCGUUGCUUUGCAUAGUGAACUGUUCGCAGCUCCAAAGACCAAGAAGGACGAGCAAGACCCAUCGCCGCCACGACCAGCACCGGACGCAGACAAAAACAAGGAGCGACUGCGCCUAGAGACAGUUGAGCCCUCAGUUCCGGACUACCCCUUCGGACUGUUUUCGGCGGUGGUGGCUGCCUAUGUUUAUUUCUCCACCACCAGCCCGGAAAAUGCGGGGUCCAUGCCUCGGAACCUGGAGGACUAUUUUUAG